CUCCUUGCGAAGAGCAAGGAAUAAGUCUCUUGGCCAAACAGGCAGAGUUUGUAAAAGAACUUCAGCAAAUCAGGAGUGAUUGGAUGAAAAGGAAACCCCUGACCCUCCCCUCCUGCACCUGACGAGUGGGUAUUUACAGCACUUUGCAAAGAGCCCUGCACUACACAAUUUUACUGCAUGGGGUGAGCAGAGAGGACAAUGCUGUAGAGGACCAAUGUGCAAGCAGUGAUUUUGUCUGCUGCUGCUGCCCAAAAGCUGGGGACCGUUAUUCUGAAGCUGAAAGGAGGUUUCAGGAAGGAAGCAGCCCUGCAUUUCAAGAUGCCACGAUCCUUCUUGGUCAAGAAACAUUUCAACUCUUCCAAAAAGCCGAACUAUGGUGAACUGGAUACUCACACAGUGAUCAUUUCCCCAUACCUUUAUGAGAGCUACCCCAUGCCUAUCAUUCCACAGCCUGAGAUCCUGAGCUCAGUUGCUUACAACCCCAUCACAGUGUGGACUACAACUGGGCUGCUGCCUUCCCCUUUACCCAGUGACCUCUCACCUCUCUCCGGAUACCCUUCAUCUUUGGGAAGAGUCAGCCCACCUCCACAUUCUGACACUUCAUCUAAGGAUCACAGUGGCUCGGAGAGUCCCAUUAGUGAUGAAGAAGAGAGGAUCCAGUCCAAACUUUCCGACCCUCAUGCAACUGAAGCAGAGAAAUUUCAGUGCAGCUUAUGCAAUAAGACCUAUUCAACUUUCUCUGGACUGGCGAAACAUAAGCAGUUGCACUGUGAUGCCCAGUCUAGGAAAUCUUUCAGCUGUAAAUACUGUGACAAGGAAUAUGUGAGCCUAGGGGCUCUUAAGAUGCACAUCAGGACCCACACACUACCUUGUGUCUGCAAGAUCUGUGGAAAGGCUUUCUCUAGACCAUGGUUACUUCAAGGACACAUCAGAACACAUACUGGAGAGAAGCCUUUUUCGUGCCCUCAUUGCAACAGAGCAUUUGCAGACAGGUCAAAUUUGAGGGCCCACUUGCAGACCCAUUCGGAUGUGAAGAAAUACCAAUGCAAAAACUGUUCAAAAACUUUCUCACGAAUGUCUCUUCUGCACAAACAUGAGGAAUCUGGCUGCUGUGUAGCUCACUGAAUUUGCCUGGGCUGUGAACAUUUCUCUACUCCUUUUCAACAGAACAGGAGGAACCCUCAGCCCUGGAGGUGGUUUAUAUUUUACUUCCCAACUCAACAACUCCACUGGAAGAUGCAAAUAACAUCAGAUUGCUUUUUAGUUCAAUUGUUAAGCUUGACAAUUGUGUGAUACAAAGGAAAUCAAAACAUCUUAAAUACGGGAAGAUGGAAAAGCCAAAUGGACGACUUUUU
This is a messenger RNA of Zootoca vivipara (common lizard), 1355 nucleotides long. RefSeq names its product snail family transcriptional repressor 2 (gene SNAI2). Gene Ontology annotation, biological process: regulation of DNA-templated transcription. Gene Ontology annotation, molecular function: RNA polymerase II cis-regulatory region sequence-specific DNA binding; DNA-binding transcription factor activity, RNA polymerase II-specific. Lineage: Eukaryota; Metazoa; Chordata; Lepidosauria; Squamata; Lacertidae. The record is from RefSeq and is a predicted model, not a curated record.